This is a messenger RNA of Metarhizium album ARSEF 1941, 1653 nucleotides long. Its product is annotated as Regulator of G protein signaling superfamily. The record is from RefSeq and is a predicted model, not a curated record. Bases 1 to 1653 code for a protein of 550 amino acids. The transcript is spliced from 4 exons. NCBI's taxonomy places the organism in Eukaryota, Fungi, Ascomycota, Sordariomycetes, Hypocreales, Clavicipitaceae.
AUGGCGACCCCAGACGUGCUUCACAUGUCGAUAUACGACAUGCCGACCUCGCCGCCCCUGUGGGACAAGGUCGGCAGGUUCUACGUGGCCUUCGCCUGCACGUGGACCUUCCUCCUGCUCGCCGGCAUGGCCUUCUGCGUCGCGAACCGAAACAACCCCGUCCUCAAGGUCCGCGGACUGCCUCUCUCCUUUGGCUCCAUCCUUCUCCUGCACUCGUAUUGGAUCCUGGCCCAGAUCACGUAUCCCAUUGCGCGGUCGAUGCCCGUCGUCCUCGCAUACGACAUCCAGUACUUCUUCAUGGGCAUCUACUUCCCGCUGGGCAUUGCGCUCUUCCACGCCUCCAACCUCCGCUUCCUCCGGGUGGCCAAGCUACAGAAACAGUUUACGACGGCCCGACCCCCGGUCACGGCCAACAAGCGCCACGGCGCCGAGACGUCUCUGCUCCGACGUAUCCGCAACAUGGACUACACCGCUCGAACCAUGGUGUUUAUCGGCACCGGCAUGGUGGCACAGAUUGCCCUCACCGUCGGCAUGUGGUUCGCGUGCAAAAAGUACCAUCCCACGUUCGGCCUGCCCGGCACGCAGAUCAAGGGCGACACCCUGCCGGAGCAGCUGGCCGACCUGGGCCGUGGCUGGGAAUGGUGGCCCUCUCUCGUGUGGCAGGUCGUCUGGGCCUGGAUGGUCGCGCCGUACCUGAUUUGGCGCGCUUGGGGGAUCCGCGACACCAUGGGAUGGCGGACGCAGACCAUUGCCUGCUGCCUGGCCAAGAUCCACCUGUCCAUCAUCUUCUUCGAGAUAUUCACCGUCUUCGUGCCCGCGUGCGAGCUCGUCUCCAUGUGGUUCGUCCGGCGGAGGGUCGACCGGAGCAACGCGAAAUGGGACACGGCGUCCCAGCUGAGCGUGACGUCGCAGACGGUGACGCUGGCGGGCAAGGGCUCGACGACGCACAGCCUGAGCCUGUCCGAGAAGGGCCGGCCGCUGGACUUCCUCGACGAGGAGCUCGGGGACCGGCUGCUGACCAUGGCGGCGCUCGACCACGUGCUCAGGGACAACCCGGGGCCGCUGCAGGAGUUCUCGGCCCUCAACGACUUCUCGGGCGAGAACGUGGCCUUCCUGACGCGCGUGGCGGGGUGGAGGGCCUCGUGGCCGCUCAUGCCCGCCGGCGCCAGGGAGGAGCUCGACGUCUUCAACGAGGCCCUCGCCAUCUACGCCGACUUCAUCAGCCCCCGCGACGCCGAGUUCCCGCUGAACCUGGCCUCGCGGGAGCUCAAGCUGCUCGAGGACGUCUUCGAGAAGCCCGCCCGCGCCGUCUGCGGCGAGCCCCCUGCCAGCCCCGCCGUCCCGUUCGACCUCGAGGCGCCGCCGCCGCCGCCGUCCCCCUCCCGCGACGGCUCACACCCCGACCUCGGGACGCUCGUGAGAUACCGCGGCCAGGUGCCCGCCGGCUUCAGCCUCGCCGUCUUCGACAACGUCCAGAGCCACAUCAAGUACCUCGUGCUGACCAACACGUGGCCCAAGUUUGUUUCCGAGAUGCAGUCGCGCCGGCGGUCGAGCGAGACGGGGCGCAGCGUCCUGACCGACACCUCGGGCCAGUCACACGGCAGUCGGCUCUCUGCUCGGCUGGCCAGGCUGCUGAGAGACUUGGGUGUGUAG